AUUCGAACUUUGAGCAACAAAUGGUUCGGCUUGAAGUAGAGGAGGCUUGUUGAGCUGGCUCUAAUUAUCAUGCAUUUAUUUUAGUCAUGCCUGAAUAAAAUUUGAACAACUCGCCGCAAAACCAAAAACUACAAUACUCUACUACGAAAAUUUUCCUAAACAGACGCUUGUUCUUCGGUGAAGAAAAAUGACCCUACAACUAGGAAAAGAUGAAUCAUACCGCUGCAAACUUUGCACCGAAGUUUACGCCAAGAACGACGCAGUUCAGCAUCUAAAUGAAACACAUCAAGUGUCAAUCAGUGAUGUUAGUUUGGUUAUUGGACUUCUGGAGCCCAUAUCAUUCAAUGGAAAAUCCAGACCAAAUGGGUUUGAUUUGCGCCAGAAAGUUAAUUCAAAAGCAAAAGGUCCGAAGGCGAAAACGGACGAAGACCCUGACUGGACACCUGUCGGCCUUAAAAAGGCAUUGAAUUAUACCGAGGAAAACGGGGAGUUUAGGUGCAAUGCUUGUCACAGACUGUUCAAACGAGAAGGACAGUUACAGCGGCACAGAUGCUUCAACGCCGAGGAAUCGGAGCGGAUUGAAUACAAAGAGCCAAAACGAAGAAAAAUAGAUGGGUCGAAUAGAAAUAAUGGACCCAAGAUUGUAAGACAGACACAGGUAGAUCUAAGACCGGUUGCACGCAAUGUUCAGCCAAAGGUUGACUGCUUAGAAGAGGGCCCAUUUUUCUACCGCAUAAAGAAGGACCUUCGUACAGUUAGUGCAGAUGUUUUUGCACAGACGAAGAAAAUUGAGGUCCAGGUUAGCGUUGAGGGAGAUGACGAAGAGAUAGUACGAGAUAUGUUUCAAUGCUUGGAUUGCCAGUCAGUCUUACCAACUUUAGAGGAGGCUAAGAAGCAUUUGAAAGGACACUUGCCAACGCAUCAUUUCAGCUGUAAGUUCUGCCCUGCUACUAAAAGAUUCACCGAUGAUUCUCUUGCAGAAGUUUUGCGACAUGUGAAAUCUUACCACUCUGACAGAUAUGAUUCAAAUAUCUGCGUUAGGUGUGGAUUCGAAGCAGAAUCAAUUCGCGAACUGUUUCAACACAUGUCCGCAAAGCAUUACCCGGGAUCGACUCAUAGCUGCUCUGAAUGCGGCGAACAUUUCGGACUGUCCAUUCUCGGUCUUGUAAACCACGUGCGAUUGAAACAUGCAGCUGAAAAUCCGACACUUUUUGAAUCAGUAGUUAUCGAAGCCAAAACUUUCUAUCAAUCAGAAGAUAUUUUUGAAUGCAACCUGUGCGAGAAGAUUUUCUUUGUCAACAGUCAUAUCGAAGCUCAUAAGGAAGCGCAUGCAUCUGGAAGCUUGCAGGUUUCAGACGAUGACUGCUGCGGACUGUUCAAAUGUACACAUUGCAAAUACCAAGCUGACAACGUUGACGAACUAAGGCUUCAUUUGAGCGCUGCGCAUCAGCAUCUGAUGUGUCGUCUAUGCAGUGCUAUAAUUUUUACUGGAUCAACAUUCACAGAAACCCUGCUGAAUCACGUUGUAUCUUGUCACGAUAUACGUUACGAUUUCGACUCGUUAGUGUAUUAUGAGGAUCUCUUCAAAGAAGCCAAGAAUCUUUUUUGUGUCAAAACUUCCCUCAAAUGCAAGAUUUGUCCAAAGAUGUUCUUCACCAGAAAGUCUUUCACCGAUCAUAUGCGUUCACAUGAAGGUGGAAACGUUUCUGAGUUCUCGUGCGAGGUGUGCGAAUACAAGUGCACAACUCGCAGACAGUUGCAUCGACAUGUGCGCUCUCACAAGUUUCUCUACUAUUGUCCAGAUUGUAAACUAUUCUUCACGAGUAAUCAAAACUUACAGGAGCAUCUAAUCAACACGCAUUCCGAGACAGAAGAGCUCCCGUGUGACGAGUACAAGAGAAGUUUGGUCAUGAGUUUAUUUCUUCCCGAGCCCGGAUUUCCAUCUACGGUUCCACUUAAUUACGUAAACAAUGAUCUCAUCAUGGAUUAUUAUAAAGGACGAGUGACAAAUUUGUGCGGAGAGAAAUUUGAUUUUCCAAAAUACGCUCAAACAUCUUUGAGUAAAAUGUUAGUGGAACCAGUAGAAACUGAAAAAGAAGACGAGGGUUAUGAGUCACCAAUGGAGCCAACAGAAGCUGCGAAGACUGCUCCUGAAACGACAGUCGAGGGAACUUCAGUUUCUGAAUCAUCGACAGAGCAACCAGCUGCGACCGAUGAAGCACAAGGAACAACAAUUGUGCUAGUAACUAGGGAAGAAGGAACUGAAACUGAACAGCAGUAUGAGAUUGCACUGCCGCCAGGAACUGACGGAGUCGCGACACUGCGCGAAAUGGGAUACAACGUCGAAGACUUCAGUCUUGCAGAGGGCUCAUCAUUGGGCAAUUCAGCCGGAGCUGAUUCAAAGUUGGAGCUAUCAAUUGACAGUCCAUAUGUCAGCUGUGAAAACACGGAAUUCUGUCUAGCAAUCGCUUCCCAAAAGUUUUGUUGGAUGACUGAGGAUGCGCUUCAAGCGCUGAUGAAUUGUUUCGGAGAUAUGGAGUGUCUGUUCUGUGGAAAGUUCUAUGGAUUGCAGUCGAGAUAUUACGCACAUCAAAACAUCCACACUAAAGCCACGCAGUUCAAAUGCGAUGAGUGUGAUUAUUACUCGCAUAGUAUCCAGUUGUUGAGACACCACCAGGAUAGAAAUCAUGGAAUCGAAAAUCUGAGAUGCAAUGAGUGUGAGUUCACGACAAAGAGCAAAGUGAAGCUAGCGCAGCAUCUUAAGAAGCAUGUUCCCAAGACUGAAUUGAAGUGUCCGAGGUGUUCUUUCACUUGUGAGAAUGAACGACGCAUGAGAGAACAUUUCACGUUGUCUCAUCCGGAGUGUACGGCGGAAGAAAUUUCUACUGCGCUCGGAGGGAAACGUAACUUAAACGUUGGAUCUAAGUUGAGGAUUGAGCCUUGCAAGCAAUGUGGCAAAGUGUUCGAAAGUAGUCAAAUGGCAGAGCAUCUGCGGAGCCACAGAGAAGAAAACCUGUUCAGGUGUCGUGAGUGUGACUUCACAUGUAGAAGUAAGGCCUACAUGAUGACUCAUGAGCAGACUCACCAACAGGCCAAAGUGGACGUGGCAUCGACAGAAGAGCCCAAAGAGAUCACCAACUCCAACCAGGACGCCCUCUCGUGUCCGAUGUGCACCGCUUAUCUGAAGACGGAGAAGGCUUUCACUUCGCAUAUUGUCAAUGUCCAUUUUGAAGAUGACACUUGCCCCCAAUGUGGACACGAGUCGGCUAACAGAGGAGACUUCCACUGCCACCUGCUGAUCCACAGUGAGGAGAAGUCCUUCGCUUGUAACCUCUGUCCCACCGUCCUCAAACAGGAGGGCAAAAUGGAGGAACACUUCAGAACCAAACACCCAGGACUCAGGAUGCACUACACGUCCUUCAUAAAUGAGAACCCAAUUCCGAUAGCUGCCAUUGCCCAAAUGCCAAAACAAACUCAACUACAGACAGGCCCAGAGACAACAACAACAACAACAACAGGCGAUUUGUCCAUGCAAGCUGAGCAGUAUCCUGCUAGUCAACAAAGUGAUCAGGACAGUGGGUAUAAAGUACCUUCGGAACAAUCGCUGGAGUCCCAAAUAGCGUCUUCGUCGCAAGCAUCGUCGGAUGUGGAUUACCAGCAGAAGAUUCAAAAUGAUGCAUCCAGAUUGACGACCGAUGAGGGGGUUCGAAAUGAGGAUACCCAGACGAAUCAAGAGUUCCGACAGGAUAGCGGCGGAGUGAGUGGUUUAACGGGAUCUGAGAUGCCAGUUGGCCCGAGUAGUGACUUGCCAGUGGAGCAAAUGAUGAUUACGGAAGACCAGAUCAACGCAGCACUUCAGGCUUUGGUUGAAGCAGGGGAACAACUACCUGAAGGCGCCGAGAUUAUGGUUGAAGACAACACGCUCUAUGUUGACGGAGUUCCUAGGGUAGUCAUAGCUCCUGCUGACGAGUCAGAAAUUGAAGAACAUUUAGACCAAGGUCAAAUAAAUCAACCACAGGAUUCAAUGAAUGUAAACGAUACAGUUAAUCAAGCACCUGCAGAUCACGUGGAAAAAAUGCCAACCUCAGGCAAUGCAAUGCUGGAUCCGGUGGUAGCUUUCGAUCAGCAGUUCAUUAUGGAUACUAAUGCCAACAAUUCGAACGCUGCUGGACAAUACGAGACCCAAGCAACAUUAAGUGUCCAAAAGCCGGAAGGUUCAGCAGCAGUUGGGUCAUUUGACGAAAAUUUAGCCAUACCAACCGAUGCUACAACUUCGGUGUCUGAAUCGAUUAGACAGCAGAAUUCAGAUACACAAGUGCAAAAUACGGCCAAUUCGGAAGAAGACUUUCUGAAUGUUCCUGGCUUCGCAGCACCAGGCUCCGGUGAGCAACGCCUAGAACAACGAAGUAAUGUAAUUACUGCGGAGGAUGUCAUGACGCCAAGUGAAAUGCCUGUUUCGAUAACAAACACGGAAGCGUACAUUGAGAAACCUGUUAGCCAAGUAAUCGAAGAAUCAUCACAGAGUGAUCAAGUCAGUUCUAUAGGCGAGCAACCACAUCAGCCUAAUGAGAAUAUUGAGUUGCCAGAACCAGAUCAAAUUUUAAUGGGUGUCCAGAAUUUGGACCACGAUUCUCAGGAGCCACACUUGCAAGUUCCAAACGUGGAAGAACCAGAUUUGGUCCAGAAUUCUGGUCAGGAACUAGUAGAUCAGCAACAGCCAAUUGGCGAAGAGGAACAGUACAUUGAUCUCUCCAAUUUAGAUCUGUCCAAUGUUGAUUUGCCUCCUGGAAACUACAAUUUAGUGAUAGAUGAGCAAGGACAAGCUGUGUUUGUGGAAACAGAUGUGAUUGACGAGAACACUAUUCAGAUUGUAGCUCAGUAAACUUUUGGUUUGAAACAUUGGUGGAUUCUUUUGAAUGAUUUGCUUGUAAUUUUGUUUCCCCAAGUAUUUCUGUCGUGCUCCUUAAUUGAAAUUAAAUGUUCCUUUUGCA
Messenger RNA from Symsagittifera roscoffensis, 4991 nucleotides. RefSeq names its product zinc finger protein 142-like. Bases 188 to 4882 code for a protein of 1564 amino acids. NCBI's taxonomy places the organism in Eukaryota, Metazoa, Xenacoelomorpha, Acoela, Convolutidae. Gene Ontology annotation, biological process: regulation of transcription by RNA polymerase II. Gene Ontology annotation, cellular component: chromosome. Gene Ontology annotation, molecular function: chromatin insulator sequence binding. The record is from RefSeq and is a predicted model, not a curated record. The transcript is spliced from 10 exons.